Pseudopodoces humilis (Tibetan ground-tit) is the source of this 3117-nucleotide messenger RNA. Lineage: Eukaryota; Metazoa; Chordata; Aves; Passeriformes; Paridae. The record is from RefSeq and is a predicted model, not a curated record.
GAAACCACUAAAAUCAUGCGAGUUCCUCAUGCUUUGUCAGUGUCCGACUGCAUCGCAGCGUGUUGUGACCUCUCUGGUUGUGACUUGUCUUGGAUGUUCGAACGGCGCUGUUACAUCGUGAGCUGCCAACACAAGGACAAUUGUGAACCUAAAAAAAUUGAAACUGUGAAGUCCUAUCUUACCUUUGUGCUGAGGCCUUCUCAGAGGCCAGCCUCACUGCUAGGGUUUGGGCAAGUGAUCCCAAGCAUGGUCCACUCUGUGGGACUCCAGAAUGAGCCGUCAGAGGAAGUGAGUAGCCUGAAGAAGCUGUCUCUGCUUGGAAAAGAUCCCAGCCUUGAGGAGAUACCUGAGUACAUUGAUGAUUAUAAAGAGUUGGAGCAGGACCCCUUUCAGGUGGGCAUCAAACACGAGCAGAAGGACAGUAUGGAUUAUGCUGACUGGGGCCUCAUGGUGGCAGGUGAAAAUGGCUUCAACACUUCCACGGGUGAUGAUGGAGAUAACCAGGAAGAUUUUGCUGAAAAGAAAGGGGAGGCUGGGAAGGUAGAGAGUCUUCUGAAUACAAAUAACUCUGAACUGACUUCCAUCAAUGAACACUCCACGGACAGGUCCCUUCUGGAGAUUACACCACCCUCUGGGAAGACAUUUGAAAGGGAAGCAGCUGUUCCACUUCUUGCACAACCUGAGGAUGCUUUGCAAAAAGAGGCUGCUACACCUUCCUCUUCUUCAGAUAAAGAAGAUUUCUUCCCAGGCAUAUCAGAGAAAACCCAGACUCCCACAGUAGCCCCAGAGAAUGCCACUGAAGGUGGGAUCAUGCUACUUCCCACUAAUACCGCACCAUCUGAGCCCAUGCAGCAGUUCACACCACCUGCUACUGCUGCUAAAGCAGACACCAUUAAAGAACUUACUGUGUCUGCUGGAAAUAACAUACAAGUGAUGUUACCCAAAAACGAGGUUGAACUGAAUGCCUUUGCUGUCCCACCACCAUCUACAGAAACAGCCUACACCUAUGAGUGGAGCUUAAUCAGUCACCCUGCUGACUAUAGUGGGGAAAUGGAGCACAGGCACAGCCAGACUUUGAAGCUCUCUCAUUUGUCAGUGGGACUUUAUGCCUUCAAAGUGACGGUUUCUGGUGAAAAUGCCUUUGGUGAAGGUUUUGUAAAUGUCACGGUCAAACCAGCAGUCAGAAUUAACCAGCCACCUGUUGCUGUUGCUUCACCCAAAGUGCAAGAAGUUUCCUUACCUACAACUUCUACCUUCAUUGAUGGCAGUCAAAGUAUAGAUGAUGUGAAGAUAGUGAGCUACCACUGGGAGGAAAUUAAAGGUCCCCUGCGAGAGCAGAAGGCAUCUGCUGACACACCUGUCUUGCACUUGUCUAACCUUGUUCCUGGAAACUACACCUUCAGACUUACCGUGAUUGAUUCAGAUGGAGCAGCCAACUCCACCAUUGCAUUUCUGACUGUCAACAAGCCAGUGGAUUACCCACCUAUUGCUAAUGCAGGACCGAAUCAGGCAGUCACUUUGCCCCAGAACUUCAUCACACUGAAUGGAAACCAGAGCAGUGAUGACCAUGAAAUUGUCAGCUAUGAGUGGUCGCUCAGUCCCAAAAGCAAAGGCAAGGUUGUAGCAAUGCAGGGAGUGCGGACGCCAUACCUGCAGCUCUCUGCAAUGCAGGAAGGAGAUUACACAUUCCAGCUGACUGUGACAGACUCUGCACGGCAGCGCUCCACAGCCGAGGUCACACUGAUUGUGCAGCCUGAAAAUAACAGUCCUCCAGUAGCAGUGGCUGGCCCUGACAAAGAAUUGACCUUCCCAGUAGAAAGUACUACACUGGAUGGAAGCAAAAGCCGAGAUGACCAAGGCAUUGUCUUCUAUCACUGGGAAAAUAUCAGUGGGCCAAGCUCUGUACAGAUGGAAAACGAUGACAAGGCAAUAGCAACUGUGACUGGUCUCCAGGUUGGUACCUAUCACUUCAGGCUGACUGUCAAAGACCAGCAGGGCUUGAGCAGUGCAUCUGUGCUCUCCAUUACUGUGAAGGAAGAAAACAACAGUCCACCCCGGGCACAUGCUGGUGGGAAGCAUGUUCUAGUGCUUCCAAACAACUCUGUUACCUUGGAUGGCUCAGGGUCUGCUGAUGACCAGGGGAUUGUGUCAUAUUUGUGGAUUCGGGAUGGUCAAAGCCCAGCAGCUGGAGAUGUGAUCCACGGCUCAGACCACGAGGCAGUACUGCAGCUAACUAACCUUGUGGAAGGAACCUAUAUUUUCCACUUGAAAGUGACAGAUGCUAAGGGAGACUCAGAUGUUGAUUCAGCAACUGUUGAAGUGCGGCCUGAUCCCAAAAGGAGUGGUCUGGUGGAGCUGAUCCUGCAGGUUGGAGUGGGACAGCUAAGUGAGCAGCAAAAGGACACUCUGGUGAGACAGUUGGCUGUACUGCUGAAUGUUUUGGAUUCAGAUAUCAAAGUUCAGAAGAUACAAGCUUACUCAGAUAUAAGCACCGCAGUUGUGUUCUAUGUACAGAACGGGCAUCCUUCCACAGUGAUCAAGGCAUCAGAUGUCUCACGGACUCUGCAUGUGCAGCUUUUGAAACAGAAGGCUGACUUCUUGCUUUUUAAAGUCCUGCGAGUUGACACGGCUGCCUGUCUUUUGAAAUGCUCUGGACAUGGGCACUGUGACCCCAUAACAAAGCGCUGCAUUUGCUACCAGCUGUGGAUGGAAAACUUGAUUCAUCGUUACCUAAAUGAUGGAGAGAGUAAUUGUGAGUGGAGUAUACUCUAUGUGACUGUAUCUGUUUUUAUUUUGAUUGUGGUCAUGGUAGGGCUUGCUUGGUUCUGCAUCUGCUGCUGUAAAAGCAGGAAGAGAACAAAGAUUAGAAAGAAAACAAAAUAUACCAUCCUAGAUAACAUAGAUGAACAGGAGAGAAUGGAGCUACGGCCCAAAUACGGUAUAAAACACAGAAGUACAGAACACAACUCCAGUCUGAUGGUCUCUGAGUCAGAGUUUGACAGUGAUCAGGACACUAUCUUCAGCAGAGAAAAGAUUGAAAGAGAGAAUUCUAGAACACUUAUAAAUGGGUCCCUCAGAAAUGGAGUUUCGUUCAACUACAGCUCCAAAGACAGAUAA